UACAUUCCAAGCCAUUUCGGGAAGUUUUCAACACCGCAAUCAUGUCUUCCUUACUGAUAAGGCGGUUAAAUCUCCGCGCUGCAUUUACAAGUAGUAGCAGGGGUCAGAGGGCAUGUGUUGGGGAGUUAUUUAAAGGAGGCACACGACCGCGUUCUAUUAGCAAAGGAAUGGGGAAUCACCACAGUGCUACGCUAACUACACACGUCUUACAGGUGAAGACGGGAGAUCGCAAAGGCGCUGGCACCGACGCUAACGUCACGGUUAUACUACACGAUGAUCAUGGCAAGAAAUCAUCCCCCUUGAAGCUAGAUCACCCUUUGAGGGACGACCUCGAGAGAGGCUCUUUGGAUGUGUUCCCCGUGGCGGAACCAUUAAAGGAAUUCGGGAAAAUUCAGAAAAUCGAAUUUACAAUGGAGAAGUUUGGAUUGGCGUCCGACUGGUAUGUAGAGUCAGUAUGUAUUGAGGACAAACGACAAGAAUCGAUCAUUCCGUACAUGUUUCCGAUUCAUCGCUGGAUCAGACCCAGUCGCCGCUACGUGUUUGAUCACCUGGACUGCAAGCUGCCUCAGGAUGACCAGGAAAUAGACCAGAGGAAGGAGGAGCUAACGGAAAAAAGAAAAAUCUAUGAAUUAGAGCAAAAAGCGCCCGGUCUUCCUGCACAGGUCAAGCAGAUCCCCGACGAUGAAAUGUUCUCUGACGAUUACAAGUGGGAUAUCGUCAAAAGAAAGAUGGCAUUGAUAGCCCAAACCAAGCUGACACACCUCGCCACGUUGUUUGAACACUGGGACAGUUACGACGACCUGAUAGCAGUGUAUGGCGGAGACUUGGAGGCCCCUGAGGAGCAGUUAAAAUAUUGGCGAGAUGAUGAGUGGUUUGGUGCCCAGAGACUUGCCAGCUGUAACCCUACCCUUAUCUCCCUGUGUACCGCUAUCCCGCAGAAGUAA
Messenger RNA from Lingula anatina, 944 nucleotides. Its product is annotated as allene oxide synthase-lipoxygenase protein. Gene Ontology annotation, molecular function: protein binding; oxidoreductase activity, acting on single donors with incorporation of molecular oxygen, incorporation of two atoms of oxygen; metal ion binding. NCBI's taxonomy places the organism in Eukaryota, Metazoa, Brachiopoda, Lingulata, Lingulida, Lingulidae. Gene Ontology annotation, biological process: lipid oxidation. The record is from RefSeq and is a predicted model, not a curated record.